ACGGAAGACGACCAAGUCCAGCCAGUUGGAGAUCCCCAGUUCCAGUCCCACGAGCAGAAGCUGAUGGAGUAUUUGGUUGGUAACUAUGACAGCAGCGUCAGGCCGGUCUUUGACUCCUUGUCACCGGUGGACGUCAGUCUAGGGCUGACCUUGACUCAAAUCCUGGACCUGGAUGAGAAGAACCAAGUUCUUACCACCAACGUUUGGCUAGAGGCGGCUUGGUAUGACGAGCGAUUAAACUGGUCAUCGACUGACUACGGUGGCCUGUACGCCAUUCGCAUCCCGUGUGAAAGAAUCUGGCUACCGGAUAUUGUUCUUUAUAACAGUGUGGACGACUAUACGUCCGGAUACAUGCCAACCCUGGCUAUGGUUUACAACACCAGCCGAGUCUUCUGGGGUCCAGUGAUUCGCUUCCGGUCUUCGUGCAAGAUCGAUAUCACCUUCUUCCCGUUCGACACGCAAGUCUGCAGGCUGAAGUUGGGCUCCUGGGCUUACACGGGGCUAGAGGUCAACGUCUGGAACAGUUCAAGCACCAUGGAUCUCUCCAACUUCGUGGACAACGGAGUUUGGCAACUACUGGGUGUGGCCGUACAACGGAACGUCGUGUUCUACAACUGCUGUAUUGAACCCUUCCCUGAUGUCACCUUCUCCGUUCAGUUACGUCGAAGAACCAAGUAUUACUUCAUGAAUAUUAUCAUACCUUGUAUAAUUCUCAGGUACGUUACUCACGUUCUCAUAACUCUUAUGUCUGCUCUCAUUUCUUUCUUUCUGUGCCUGGGCGGAUUUCUACUUCCUUCCGAGAGCGGGGAGAAGAUAACCCUGGGACUGAGCGUACUGCUGACGAUCACCGUCUUCAUGCUGAUGGUUGCCGACAAGAUGCCGCAGACCUCAGAGUCCAUCUCUGUCAUCAGUAUCUACCUGAUGGUUGUUUUGAGUACAAGUUGUCUGUCAGUUCUAUCGUCUGUCCUAGUCCUCAGCAUCCACCAUCAGCGAGGACGGCCCAGCCGCGCCCCGUUGUGGUUGAGAAAGUUAUGUUUUCAUCUCAUCACACCUGUCUUGUGCUUACGACGUCACCACCACGUCACUGAACCGGGAGAGAUCGUUAUCAAAACUGGCAAGCGCGACAUAGAUCAAAGAGAUUCCAGGUUUGAGAAGGGGAUGACGAUUGCCAGCAUCGAAGAGGAGUUUGAAUGCCAAAUGAUGAACCAUACAGCUGGCGGACAAGUUGCUUCUGACAGCUUGCCCAGUCAGGACAAAAGAAAGGGAAGCAAUCCUGUUCAUCAAGUGUAUGCAACUGCUCAACAUCAUCGCGGUAGCUACGGUCUGCACCAACAGCGGCCUAAGGCCACCUACAUACCUCUCAAACCGCAAAGGUGCUGUACGCCAAAGAGAAAACAACGCGUGUCACCACGAGAACACAAGUUUACAUACGAAAGCUGUGAGUCCAAUAAUCCUAGUGUAGGCCUCAACGAGGCUGUCAAUGCAGGCACACCUACACAGGAACACGAACCUGCACGGACAGAUGCUGCUCCUGCUGGCACUGUGGUCAGUCGAACCUACAACCUGGUCAUUCGUUAUCUGAUCAGCCUUAUCGAGACACGCCAGCAGAUGGAGAUGAGGGAUGAAGAGAUCUUCCAGGAGUGGCACGAUAUCGCAUAUGUGCUGGACCGGCUUCUGUUCUACGCAUUUUUUAUCAUUACGCUUUUGUCAACUAUCUGUAUUCUAGAAAUGAGGCCGCCGCCACAGACCAUAUAG
This is a messenger RNA of Candidula unifasciata, 1755 nucleotides long. The record is from the annotation of a GenBank genome assembly. NCBI's taxonomy places the organism in Eukaryota, Metazoa, Mollusca, Gastropoda, Stylommatophora, Geomitridae.